Nasonia vitripennis (jewel wasp) is the source of this 5840-nucleotide messenger RNA. RefSeq names its product pleckstrin homology domain-containing family M member 2 (gene prd1). Gene Ontology annotation, cellular component: endosome membrane. NCBI's taxonomy places the organism in Eukaryota, Metazoa, Arthropoda, Insecta, Hymenoptera, Pteromalidae. The record is from RefSeq and is a predicted model, not a curated record. The coding region runs from base 572 to 4138 and encodes 1188 amino acids. Gene Ontology annotation, biological process: positive regulation of membrane tubulation; regulation of protein localization; lysosome localization. The transcript has 13 exons. Gene Ontology annotation, molecular function: kinesin binding.
GAAAGAAGCAUUGAGCGCAGCAGUAGACACGAGAUUGCAUGUAAAAAGUGAGAGCGCGACGCGAGCGCCAGGCAGGGGCCAACGUUCAAGCAAAACAGUAUAGGAAAUAAAGUUACCUCCGUCGAUCUAUUAUUAUUGUUCUCGCUUCCGCACUCUCCCUCCCGCUCGCUCGCGGGAUUAUUGUUUGUUCAAUGAGACGUCAAGGCUGACAGUUGGUCUUUUCGGAGGCUCCUCGCGCUCAAAUCAACGGCGUCACGAAAGGUUUCCUCUCGAGGGAGUUUAAAACAUUCACCCUUGCAUAUAACAGAAGAGACACAUCAAAAGCCUUAGGAAUCACCUAUCUGCGUCGGUUGAGGGACUUCGGAACGUUAUCAGAUAGUGUGCAACAGAAGUCCCUCAUGAGUUUGAAUAUGUGAUUUAGCGUGAGUUGUAGGUAUGUGUAUUGUGUUGUUUACGCGAGUGUCAAGAGCGAGCCAGCUGCAAGAGUUUGUUCUAACCUCCAAUUUCUGCACAAUCAUUAUCACAAAGCAGAUUUCUCGUGCUUCUGCUAUAUCUGUAUUUCCCUCGAUAAAUGCAAGAUUAUGCCGUUGCUCUAGAAGAACGUGACUUUAAUAUCCGCAGUCUUGUACCUAUAUACACACAUAAGAGUGCAACAGCGAGUGACUCAUCGUGCGCGCACGGACUCUAUAUAGGAGCGAUUAGCGAAGUGACAGUAUAUGCACAGAGCUUGCACGGCACCGUUGUACUCGAUGGUGACUCCUGGCUUGUGUACUGGUUAGAUCGAGCUCUACGCCAUGGUUUGCGCAUUGAGCGCCAUGGAUAUUGGGGUACAGCCCGUGAACUUAGCCAUCAAGAUACAGUGGUUGUCAUACAUGCGCUACAGAAUGUAUUAACAUCAAUUGGAAAAGGUCGAGCUUGGCUAUAUCACACAUUGAGUGAAGGUAGCUUUGAAAGUUACUUGGCUUGUAUGCUGAGGGACAUCAAAACUUUGAAGAAGCAAUACUUCCAACAUGCUCUUGUACGAGAUGCAGAUAGAACUAACCAGCUGAUCAACUUAUUGGCUGGGCUGGAAAAUGUAUCAUUUACAUUACAGCUGGAUGUCACGUACUUGGACAUCUGCAACUACAUGCCACAGCGGCCUAUGAGCGGCUCACCUUCAGGUACAGCGUUGACUUUGCAUCUGCGCUCGACAAGCGUCUCUUCGAGUCUCGCUUCACCCGGCGACAGCGGCGUCGCAUUGGACAGCGACAUGGACGUCUCCAACGAGACCGACGCCAGCAGUUACAAAGAAGAGGAUUGGUCUACCGAUAACGUUUUAAAAUACCGUAACAAUAAAUACAAGUUAAACGAUAAUUGCACCAACGAUAAUAAAAAUUUGGAACGUUCGUUUUCAUCGAGCGACUCUGGAGAAGAUAAUAAUAAGACACCUAAGCAAUCGCCUGUUGCUGGUACUAAAUUUCACAAUUCCACAGUCUCAAAAAGCGAUAUUAUUAAUCAAAAUCUUACCAGCAAACUCGACGAUAACGAGUUGAACUGCUCAAGUUUAGACACGAUAAAGGAUUACAAUUUCUACAGUAAAAGCCUAGACGAAUCGAAGCUAGACCAAACCAAAACAGACGCGGAAAACAACGGCAUUCAAGCGCCAUAUAACAAACGCUCGACAUAUUACAGCGACACGAGCUACAGUUUCAAGAAGGCCUUAGAUCCUCGUAACUCAUACGUCAUCAACAAUGACACGAAUCUUCUCGAAUUGAGCAUGACUAUUUCAGACUGCGACAAUACGGAGGCGCCUUACAGUAUCCUCAAUACGAUCAACAUGACAGAUACGAGCAUACUGUCGUCGUCAGGCUCGGAAGCACUGGUCCAGCGGCGCCAACGAAAAAAGAAACGAGGCGAGAACAAAAAGCGCGUUAGUUUUCACGAAGAUAUUUUUAAAAUGAUGAAGCUUGAUGACGAUGAAAAUUACACGAAUUUUUCGAUGAGCUUCGCGCCACCCAACUCCGUACCGAAGAAGGAUGCUCAGAGGGGGAGGUACAGCUGGUGUGGUCAUGGAGACUCGCCCUAUGUACAGAAGACCGCGAACACGAGAAAUGCCUAUUCGGACUACUACUCUUCGUCUUCGUCGCUUAGCGUGUUCGACAGCGAUGCCGAUCGUAAAUCCAACGAUCAAGUGGCAAACGACGAUUGCGCAGAAGCAGUUCAGUGUGCAUGCAUGGCAAUGUGCGAGCGUGGAGUUCCGGAGGGUCAGGAAGAUCCGGCAAAAGCGAUGCGCCCGAAGAUCGAAAUCGAACUGGAAGAGAAUGAGGCGCAAGAGGCCUAUAUCGUCGAAAAAGAAUGCGGAAACAUUGUUGAAGAUCCGCCGACAAAGCUUGAAAUGCCCAGGUUGCCUAACACAAAGAAUCAGGGAAAGUACGCGAGCUCGAGCGACUGGUCGGACCUCGAAAGCAUUACGACUACCUCCGACUACAUAGAUGAUCGCCGCAACAGCGCCGGUGAUAGUGGGACCACCACCAACACGACUACGUCUAGCAGCAACAGUCGUCACCUGGCCUCGCCCAUGAAAAAGCGCAACAUGACCUCGAUCAUCUCUGGCGAAGGAAACAACAGACUACUCGCGCCUGCACUGAGACAAGCACCUUCGAAAACAUCGCUACUAAGCAGGUUUCUGCGUUCCAUCACCGAGCGUAAAUUCGAGCUAAAGAAGGAUAAGAAAAGCCAGCCCAGGGCCAGUCCACUGUACAUCAAAGGUGCAAAGAUCAAUCAACAGGAGAUUAAGGAUUUCGACGAGGCGCUCGAGAAGGAGAUUCAAGAGAACGUGACUGCAGGAAAGAGGGAAUUCAGCGGGGAGAAGAUAAGUUUGAAACUGAGAGAGGUAUUCAAGAGAAAUAUUUAUAGAGACAAGACGGAGGAGUUGUACAAGGUUUAUAAAGUGAGAAGCUCGUACAUGACUAAUGGCGAGAGCAAGCCGAUGCUGGCAUUGCUCACGGAUAAGACACUUUACUUGACGGGUCAAAAGGGCGAACACACGUACAGCAACCAGUUUGUUAUACCGUACAAUGAGCUCGAUGUUAUCAUGUUGAUUCAUGCAUUGCAGAUUGGACCUAAUGCGCAAACAAUUUUAAUAUCAAACGCUGAUUAUGAAAUGCAGUACUUAUUCUCAACAGGAAGUAGUCAGACUACUUCAGAGCUUAUAACUCAUUUGGAAAUCGCUAUGAGAAGAUCACCGUCCAAGCCUAGACUGCCGGCGGUCAAGGAAUUGAAUUACGAUGAUAUGCAUAGUCUCAAGCAUUCUAUUCUAGCUGAAACAGCUGUUCAUCCGGAUGAAAAAAUCGAGCACUACAGCCUCAUAUACAUGGAGGACGAUCACAUUUCACCGCCAACAACGCCGUGCGGUCCAACCAAGGAAGGCGAUCUCAUGUUCCGGCCUCACAUUUACCACACACAACAUUCUAACGCACCAACUAGCCCCUGGGAAGCUGGGUAUUUCGUUCUGAAAGGUGGAGUUGUCUACAUGUUCACAGACAGUAGUCAAAGAUUACCGAAACGGGCCAUUCCGCUUAAGGGUGGCCUCUGUCAGGGCUGUCGACGAAUUCCUAACUCUCAUCGUCCACAUACCUUCGAAAUUCUACUGAAACCCAAUAAAGCGUUCCAGUUUGCUGCUCCAGAUGAGUAUGUAGCAUCAGAGUGGCUGCAGAGCUUCGUUCAAAGUGCUUCAGGCCUUUUUGAUUGCUCCGAGAAGAGAGAUCCAUUGGCCUGCAGCUUAAUUGUUACUUCGAAACAUUUAGUAACGAUGAAAGAAGUAUUUCCUGGGACGCAGAGAGGGCAAACGCUCUCUUGUGCAAGCAUUGAAGAUCUUUCUGCUUUUCGAGUGCCUCUAGCACAACAAUCUUGGUGCAUACUGGAGUUUGCGUGUCGAGAAGUUCAUGAGAGCAGUGGAGAUUGGGUCGUAUACUUUACAAAUUACAGAGAGCUUUGCGCUUUUCAAGAAAUUUUAGAAACACUGUGGGCAAAUACGAAAGGGGGUGAGUUUCCAAUGUCAACUCUACCACCUGAAGACAAACUUCAUCGUCGCUGUUCAGAUGCAAACAAAAACCUCGAACAAGCUUGGCGAUAUUUGUUACCAAUAGGAGUUGACUAGUAUUUUAGUAUACUUAAUAGAUUCGAUUUUUGCGUAAUCCUUAAAUCACUACUCCUUCAUCAAAAAUAGUUAAGCGGCCCGAAUUUUAAAGUAAGUUAUAAUAUAUAUAAACCAAAAAGAAACAAAAGUACACGUAUCAUAUCGUCGCUUUGCUUACCUGAAUUAUUAUUCAAUCCAUUCAAGUUUAUAAUAUUAUGAAAACUGAUUCGAACCCGAGCUCCGAUAGUCAGUUUCAUUGAUCAAAGAUAUAUAUAUAUAUAUAUAUAUAUUUUUUGUUAUAAUCGGAAUUGUUAGAACUCUAACAUAUGAGUGCAAUAAUUGUUUUGUUAUAAGUAUACGAAAGUUUCGUCAUUUAUUUAUAAUUCUGAAAAGACUGUACAUAUAUUUAUGAUUAGUUAUCGCGUAAAUGUCUAUAUACGUUUAUAUAUGUACUCGCAUUUAUCGAGAGGGCGGCUAGGAAGUAAUAACGGUGCAUUCAAAGAACAAAAUGAUUUGUAUCCAUCUAUAUCGACACCAUAGUAAGUUUUUUUGUCUGCGGCAACUCUUGAAAGGAUAAACUUUCGCACUUGAUAGAGAUGCAACUGAUUAUUAACAUUCCUAGUACCAAGAGAAAAAAUGCCUUAGCUUUGCAAUUCUAUUUUUUGUAUUGUCUUAUAGCGUAAAAAAAAAGUUAUAAUAUGAGUACGGCGUGUCAGGUCAGGAGUGUGAGGAAAGAACAUUAUUUUCCUCCAUUAUUUCAAAUUGUACAGAUAUCGCGACUCGCACAGAAUUAAAUUGUAUUAUAUCAAAGGUGCUUCAGUUGCCAAUAAGCAAAGUACAUCUCAUUUCUUUAAUGAUAAAAGAUUAUUGGAGAUUAUUUAUUAACAAAAAAGCAGUAUUUUUAUUCAUACCAUAAGCUUUGGUAGCAGCUUUCCAAACAUCACAUACUAAUGGAAUAUUUGAUGAAAUGUAUGCAUGAAAUCGCUUUAUUUUUUAAAGUUUUAUUUUUCAAUUUUGCCCCGUGGUCCCCUUACUGUGCUGCGAAUUGCGAGUAAUGACUUGCUCAAAUAUUAUAUUGUGAAUAUAUAUAUAUAUAUAUAUAUAUAUAUAUAUAUAUAUAUAUAAAUCUAUACGUUAAAGCGAAAUAUACAGACCACGUUAUUACUCGCAAACCCACGAAUUGUGAUAGGAAGUUUUUAGUAAAUAAUCGAUGGCAGUGCAUCGAACAACUGUUCAAAACCAUGAUACACUAAUAUCAGUUACUCGUGAUUUAUCUUCAGAAUUAUGAGAAAAACUAUCAUUAAGCAAAAGUGAUUAUUUUUAAUUUUGAGCAGUAAUGAAUUUUCUGUUUAUUUUUAAUGUAAUUUGUGCCGUCAAUAAAUGUUUUCUCCGACUAAUAAAAACUUUUUGUUUACAUUUGUUUUGUCUAACAAUGAUUAAUGAUACAAUAGUUUGAUUUUUGUUAUGCGAUAGUUUUGCUGAUAAUUCUCUACUUAUAUAUAAUAAAUCUCGAUGCAAUGGAUGUAUAAUGGCAUAAAUUUUUGCAUAAUAAUGUAUUGAGUUUCAUCGUACAUCGGCUACACAAGCGUUGAGACUUCUCACGCCGGUGCUUCUGUAGGUCUUUCGCCUAUGUACCCGUUGAGCACAUUCUAACCAGUGGUAACCGAUUAUCAAAGAUGUAUCGAUUAUAAUCGAAACUCAAUAAUAAAAUUGUAUGAAUGAA